Messenger RNA from Rubroshorea leprosula, 451 nucleotides. The record is from the annotation of a GenBank genome assembly. NCBI's taxonomy places the organism in Eukaryota, Viridiplantae, Streptophyta, Magnoliopsida, Malvales, Dipterocarpaceae.
AACAAGUGUCAAGCCAGAUCAAGUGAUCUGAAGGAGAGGUGAGUCUCUGUUCACAUCCUGGGAUUAAGAUGCAUGUAGCACAGUUCUUUAUCCCAACUACAUAUGUCAUCUACAAAAUACAAAAAAAAAUAUGUAUAGGGAUUCAUGUUUAAUAAAGUAUAUUAACACUGUAACAAACCUUGAGAGUAUGAAGCACAGUUUAUCUCUGGUUCUAAAUGUAGCUCCUCCUAAAGUGUCAAUGGUCUCAUGAUCUUUACUUUCCCUUUCUCUAGAGGGAAAUUUCAGUCAGGAUUUCAUGUUGAUGACCAUGUUUCAACACAAAACGAAUGAAGAAAGAGAGUGACUAUAGUUGGCCAAGCAAAAUGCAAACGAAUUCAACUGCUUCAUGCCUUGUGUGCAUGCAAUGGAAAACAUACUUCAUUCAGCAACACCAUAAAAGAAGUUCAAGGUA